AUGGAUAAACCAAAAGGAAAAGUUCGUGUUACUGGAGCUUCAGGAUUCUUAGCUUCUUGGCUUGUGAAGAGGCUUCUCCUUGAAGGAUAUGAAGUUAUCGGCACAGUCAGAGAUCCAGGAAAUGAGAAGAAGCUUGCACACCUUUGGAAACUGGAAGGGGCAAAGGAGAGACUAAGGUUGGUGAAGGCAGAAUUAAUGGAAGAUGGAAGGUUUUGA
Messenger RNA from Eruca vesicaria subsp. sativa (arugula), 216 nucleotides. NCBI's taxonomy places the organism in Eukaryota, Viridiplantae, Streptophyta, Magnoliopsida, Brassicales, Brassicaceae. The record is from the annotation of a GenBank genome assembly.